Messenger RNA from Pelodiscus sinensis (Chinese soft-shelled turtle), 595 nucleotides. Lineage: Eukaryota; Metazoa; Chordata; Testudines; Trionychidae. The record is from RefSeq and is a predicted model, not a curated record.
UUAAUGAACAAGAUCAGCACUUGGUUAAUUGCUCCCGAAAUAGGAUUUCCAAUCUCCAAAGCUCAUGCGCUCCCCUGGGUGGAGCAAAGGGAAGAGCUGCAGAUCCCGGAUCUCCAAGGCUCUGAGGAAGGGGAGAUCAUCAGUGACUCCCACACAGCAGGUGAUGGGAUGCUGAAUGAGAACAGUGAGAGGAGUCUUCAGGGGGAAGGACCUGAGCAAAUGGCUCCAUGUGGGUUAUUAGUGGAAAGAUCUGAAGGGCAUGUUUCUCAGAGUCCUGAGCAAGGAGAGACUUGUGAGAGUCAGCGUAGUCUACAAAGGCAGCAGGGAAACCAUCCAGGAGCAGGACAGGAUAAAUCCAGUCAGAGGAUCAGAAGGUUGAAAACAAACACAGAAACUGUUCAAAAGAGAAUCCCCCAUCAACAUUCACCUUGUGCUUGCAGUGACUGUGUAACUCCUAUUAAACAUGAAAGAGCCCAAACAGGAGAGAAACCCUUCAGCUGCUCUGAUUGUGGGAAAAACUUCAGUCGGCGGUCAUACAUUGUUAGACAUAGAAAAACCCAUACAGAAGAAGCUGUUCACCUGCUUUCACUGUAGG